UGGAACCGAACCGCAGGACAUACGGUUUGGAGCAGUUUUGUCGCUUACACGCGCUCUUUCGACGGUCUUGUGAAUGCGCGCGCUCGCAACCGAUUUCAUUUCCACUCUGACCGAGCAUUCGGAAGAAAUCGUUGCGUAGUGAAGGUAAAACCUUGUGUUAGUGUAAUUAGUAUGCAAAAAUCCGUGUAGUAGUGAAUGUGGUUUUUUUUUUCGUUGCUGUUGCGUGCACGAUGGUGUUUUAUUGUGUGUGAUAAGCGGGAAAACUGAUAACGAGCGAUUGUGAGGCGCAAAAGCAAAAAAUAAAUCGCUUCCCGCCACCAGCUCGGGACGGAAAGUUGCAGCAGUUUUGAACUGAAUGACAAUAAAUGGAGUCGCAUGCACCGAUGGCCCGAAGUCUGUGAAUGCGUUAACGGCGUGCACCACGGACAGUGACUGGUGAAGGUGAGCAAACGCAGCUGUUCAUGUACAGUCGGCCAAUACAUACGGAAAAGCAAUUUCAAUUUCAUACACCAAAACGUACAUGUAAACCAUUAGCACGAUAAGUAAUAAUAUCUUCAGCAACAUUUCGUAACGGAGCGCGAGCGAGAGUGAGAGCGAGAGAGGGAGAGAGUCACGCACUUUAACGGUUUGGUGCUGUGUUACUGGUUCGGCCAUUAUUCGUAAACGACACCGGGGUUCGGUGCAGCGGACUCACACCGAUGACCAUGGCAGACGAAAUGUCGUCGUCGGCGCGUCCUGCGUACAAAAAGCGCAGCUCGUCGAUAUCGGCACCGGCUUGCGCUAGCUUGGAAACGAUUAUCAGCCCACCGUCGGAGGGUGACACACCGGACAGUGGUACGCCGGGCUAUCGGCGUAGAAAGCCAGCAACGCGAUCACAGAGCGCACGUAUCACAGGACCCCGAUCGGUUCGCCGCAAACCACAGCCACCACCGCCAACACUACAGGACUCGCGGGGUCACUGCACCAGCGAGCCACGGUUGAAUGAUUCGGAAACUCCACCACCACAAAAACGCCGAGGAUCACAAAGGCGCCCGAUGCACAAUUCAGAGCGGCGUCAUCAAAAUGUAAGGAUUAAGUUAGCAACACCAAGGAAAUCGAACGCUUUUCUGGACGUGCCGCAGAUCAACCUACAGCACCUGCAGAUAGACGAUCAGGACGACGAUGACAAUAUCAGACUGAGAACGUUCAGCUCAUCGAAGCAGGGCGUCGUAAACCGGGGCGAUUCGUUUCGCAGGCGGCGGUCCAGAAGCAACAGCUUGGCUCCGGUUAGCCCGGUGCGGGUUGUGGAUGAGGUCUUAACACCGCCAACCGGUCCUCCGAUCGAUUCCUACUGCGUCUUCAUGAUUGGGGCACCGGGCGUCGGUAAGGGUGCGCUCCUAUCACAGUUCCGUUCAUCGGAAUGUAUUAAUGCGUACGAUACGCGAGAGUCACCGGGUGAGCAGAAUAUAUCCAUCAUUCUGAAUGGUGAAGAAUCGGAACUGAAGUUCGUCACCGACAGCAUGGGAAAUAAGGAUGAAAUGCUUAAGGCGGACGCAUUUCUGGUGGUGUACUCCGUGGUAGACAAGGCGACAUUUAGCCGGGCGGACCAGCUGCUCAACAUGCUGCACGAUAUGGACGUGAGCCGGUCACGGCCAACGAUUCUGGUAGCGAACAAGAUCGAUUUGGCCCGAUCACGGGCUGUAUCGUCACAGGAUGGCAAAUGUUUAGCCUGUACGCACAAAAUCAAAUUCAUCGAGGUAUCGGUAGCAAUCAACCAUAAUGUGGAUGAACUGUUGGCCGGAAUUCUGUCACAGAUACGUCUUAAAAGGGAACAAUCCGCCGUACAGGGAAUUCGUGAACCAUCGUCCGCACACUGGUACAAAAAUCGUAGCGUUGUCCGAGCAUCGAUGAAGGCACGUCAGAUGAUCACGUGGAUAUUCGGCAAGGAGGAUUCAAAGUUUAAGAACUGUGAAAACCUUCAGGUGCUGUAAAGCGUGUUUGGUGCCGGUGAAGGACACAGUUCGAAACUCCAAUUUGUUGGUAAUUGAUUUUCUUGUUCACCUUACCAUUAAAUCUGUUGGUACGAAAAACAAGAAAAAAAAUAUCGUAAAGCGAUAAUAAGAAACAACAUUGGAUGGAAAAAAAUGAUAGAUAAAAGGAAACACGCCUAACGUAUAUCAUUACAGCAGUCGAAACGUUCGAAAUGGUGUAAGUUACAGUAAGAAGAAGUAAAGCAAACGCAAAAAAAUUCAAACAAACUCUAAAGAACACAACAUCAAAAAAAACCCGUAACAUUGAUAUAUCGUUAUACAUCAUGCUAAAAAAAGUGCCUUCGGUCAGCGUAUCUGAAACUAAUGCGUAGCUAUGUGUAAUGUAGUGUGGAUGAAGGCGAAUACACAGGACGGUUUCUACAGUUGAACACACUACUACACGUCUGUGAGCGAUCGUACGCGAUCGUACACUGAGUGCACGUUCGGUAAUCGGUCACUAAAAGUAAUGGAACCGUGGUAGUAAACGUAAACCGUUUACUACGCUGAGAAAUAGCUUAGCUAGUGCACUCGGUAAAAGGUAGUGAAACAAAUUGAAGAAAACGGGAUAAAUCAAAUUAAUCCUGUAAGCAAAUAACUUCAUAUACCAUGUGCCAUUGCUACAGUUCUUAGUAAAUCUCUGGUAUCACUUGUGAGAUGACCCAACAUCGUUUUCCAACGUUUUUUUUUUGUUUUUGUUCCCUGUAAAAUGCGUAACUCGAAUGUCUCUAAACAUUAAUGGUUAAAACAUAUACACAAACACGCACGCAUAUUAUAUACAUAUAAAUAUUUUCUACGUGAAACAAGCCGUAUAAGAUAAAAAGGAAGAAUGUGCAAGUAAAAGAAAACUAAAACUUUAUUACAAAAAAAAAAACAAGGACAAGCACGUAGAAAACAGAAGUAAAAUAAACAUAAUGUAAUUUGAUAAGAAAAACGUUAAAUAUGAAUAGAUAAACACAUAAACGUAUGCAGCAUAUUUUCCCCCCGGCAGAAGAUAAGCGUAAAGAAAGGAAGAGAAUAAAUUGGGAAAAGAACAACAAGUUAAAACAAUAACAUUUUGUGAACCGUGCAGCAAUAGUAGCAAAAACUUUAAACGUAGCCUCUAAGCGUCUUGACAAAAAAAGUAAAACAAAAUAUUCUAACAAACAUUACAUAAAUAUUACGCGCCGCCAAUAUUUGCGCAACCGAUCAUAUUUUUGGCGGUUUGUUAAAAACGUCAAACAAACAAACAAAUAAAACACCACGUAUCGGUUGUUGUAUUAACCGACAUCAUACACUCUACACUUGCCCAUCCAUCCUAGUUAUAAGCAAAUGGGGAAUAAUGUUUCAAAUUAACGGCUGUAACCCUACCGUGUGGCCGAGCUGUUUGACGGUGGGGGUGUGAUACGUAGUGGUGGGAUGGAAUAACUACAAAAUGUUAAAUAUUAUCGUUAUUUGUAUCGUUGGGUCAGUGUUUUCUUUUGUUUUGUGUAUCGGAAAAUGUUACAAAAUGUCUUAGCAAAAAAGAAACAAACUCACACAAACAAAUAACAGGCGAGAUUCGAUGGUCGGAAAUAAAAAAAAAUGUGUGAAGAAUAAAUAUAGAAAUGUUUUUUUGUUUGUUCCUUACUUGGUGUUUGGUGAAGUUGUUUUUUUCUCUUUCUGUCUUGCAUAUCGAACAUGCAAAAGAGAUAUAGAUAAGAAAUAAAAAAGGAAAACACGUUUAAUGCGUUAAAGAUAUAGCGAAUGUUCGGAAACAUUUUUUUUUUCUUCAAAAAAGGAAGCAAAAAAGGAAAAAAGAAAUAAUCGUAACAAAACUUAUAAAUAUAGGAAGAUAAUAAAUUUACGCCACUGUUUAUACUUGUACGCUUUUCCAUUAACAUUACCUUUUGUAGAUAAAUUAUAGUUCCGUGCUGCGUUGCAAAGCCUAGUGGAAUCGGUUCUUAGCUACCAAAAAACCUUCUUUCAUAGCAAAAACUCGACAAUAACUUCGACGAUGUGUAUGUGACUGUACCGUGUGUAUUCGCUGGUUAUAGCUUCAAUAUCUCUGUUUAGGAAAAUAUACAACGUUUAAAUACAAAACGUUAUUUUGUUUGAAUAAACCCCAAAACCUAUAUAAUGUUUUCCUUUGCUUCUCAAUGACUGAAUAUCCUAUCUGUACUUCCUAUAUAUCUUUUUCAUAAAAAUACUGUAUUCAAAUGGCACAAAAACGAUCAUUAAAAAAACACAAUUUAAAAUCUAUUGGAUGCUUAGUUUCGUACCGAAAAGCUUCCACAAAUCGGUUCACUUUCUGUCCACGUACAUUAAUUACUGACUGAAAAACAAAGUGCUCCCCGCCAGAGUGCAAUUGGCAGCCAUUUUCUUACUUCCUUUUCAAAGAGGGAAAUUAUGUUGUCUUAACUGCUAAUGUUUUUUUUAUUCUUUUGAAACCAUAAACGUUGCCAAAAUGAAUAGCUUAAAAAAUGGUGAAUGAUUUUUUGUACAGUAUCUAUUGCUCUUGCAGUAACAUACACCUUAGCACCUAACAUUACAUAUAAAAGCACCCACAAAACACAAAGUUAUCCAGGCUAUAUAGUCAUUGAUCGUUCGUGUACCGGUAUCAUGUGUUGUUGGUGAUCGACGUCUUGUACAAUAAGCGUACUGUUUAAACCAAACAUACACAGAAGCAAGGAAGCAAAACAUAGCAAUAAGUCUUUCGUACGAAAGCAAGAUAGUAUAAAGUAAUUCAUCAAAACAAGUCGAUAUAGAAGGAAGAAAGGUUUAAACAAAAAAAAAACAA
Anopheles funestus (African malaria mosquito) is the source of this 4764-nucleotide messenger RNA. RefSeq names its product GTP-binding protein RAD (gene Rgk3). Gene Ontology annotation, cellular component: plasma membrane. Gene Ontology annotation, molecular function: GTP binding; calcium channel regulator activity; GTPase activity. The transcript has 11 exons. The coding region runs from base 699 to 1970 and encodes 423 amino acids. The record is from RefSeq and is a predicted model, not a curated record. NCBI's taxonomy places the organism in Eukaryota, Metazoa, Arthropoda, Insecta, Diptera, Culicidae.